AUCUUAAUAUGAAUAAUAAUAAUAAAAUUAGAAAGAAAGGACAGAAAAAGAUCCUAAACCAAUGUGAAGUGAACUGGCUAGUCCGGUGACUCAUUGUAAAGUCUGUUUGAUUCCACUCUCUUCUUUAAUUAGAUAUGAAGGGUGCCAAGGGUAAAGGGGCUGCAAAAAGAGAUGCUUUGAAGCCUGUUGAUGACAGAAAAGUAGGGAAGAAAAAGGCUCCUGCUAAGGCAGCCAAGACGAAAGGUGGGAAAGCAGCUAAAGAUCCUAACAAGCCGAAGAGACCACCAAGUGCUUUCUUCGUUUUCCUUGAGGAGUUUAGAGUAACAUUCAAGAAAGAAAAUCCUAAUGUCAAGGCUGUGUCAGCAGUUGGGAAAGCUGGGGGCGAGAAGUGGAAAUCCAUGAGUGCAGCUGAAAAAGCUCCUUAUGAAGCCAAAGCUGCAAAAAGGAAAACCGAGUAUGAGAAAGUUAUGAAAGCGUACAAUAAGAAACAGGAGAGUGAAGCCGAUGAUGUUGAGGAGGAAUCUGAUAAGUCAAAGUCUGAAGUAGAUGAGGAAAGUGGGCAGGAAGAUGAUGAAGAAGAAGACGACGACGAUGAAGAUGAUGAUUGAAAUACCCAAAUGGUAUGUUGACAAGGGAGAUGUCAGAACAAACAUAGGCAUUGCUUGCCGGACACAUGUAUGUUUGGUAUUCAUGGUUGACUUGGGUUUGUGCUUUAGUGUAUGCUUCUUGACAAUUUGAUUUAGUUUCAAAGAAUGUUUAUUCCCCUUUUUUUUAAUUUAAUAAAUGUCUAUUUUACUAGGAA
Messenger RNA from Helianthus annuus (common sunflower), 802 nucleotides. Its product is annotated as high mobility group B protein 1. Lineage: Eukaryota; Viridiplantae; Streptophyta; Magnoliopsida; Asterales; Asteraceae. The coding region runs from base 135 to 608 and encodes 157 amino acids. The transcript has 8 exons. The record is from RefSeq and is a predicted model, not a curated record.